Messenger RNA from Alternaria infectoria, 645 nucleotides. RefSeq lists its product as uncharacterized. Bases 1 to 645 code for a protein of 214 amino acids. The transcript has 2 exons. Lineage: Eukaryota; Fungi; Ascomycota; Dothideomycetes; Pleosporales; Pleosporaceae. The record is from RefSeq and is a predicted model, not a curated record.
AUGCCUCCACUCAUUGACAAAAUCGUCAUGCAGAUGUACAAAACCAAGAUCAAUGCGUGUCAUCUCGCCACCCUGGAGCAUACUGUCGGGCGCUUUUACUCCAGGGGUGUUGCUGUCCUUGACCCAGUUCUUUGUCAUUUCAUCGGAACUUAUCCUCGCAGGACCUUGCAAGAUCGCAGAAAGGUCAGACCUCCACUUGAAAGCGAUACUGAGUCAUCAGAUGAUACGGAUAAGCCCGGCGAACAACCGCCAGAAGAAGCGCAAGAUGCUGAUAAUCAGUCGGGAGAAGAACCACCAACACCAGCACCAGAACCAUUCGACUUCAAGAACUCGGAGAGAAAGUACCUCACUCACUGGCCCCAUCCCGCGGGCCGUGCAAAACCCUAUCACAAAGAUACAUUUCUUCUCCCCCCUGAGCUGCCUGUCAUCGGUCAUAGUAUAAAGCAUUGGUCCGGCGUCCGCAAGAACGGUAGUACAGCUGCGGCUCAUGACGGAUUUCCACUCAACAUUGGAAAAUACAAAAAGUACAUUCGGAGGAACGCGACGGAUGUGCUCGAUGCAGAUGACUAUUAUGAAGAAGAGACGAAUCAAUUGGCAGGUCGGAAGGACUACAAGGAGAACGGUCCCGGGGAGGGCGAUUUAUGA